UCGUGAAGUUUUCAUUUUUCGUUUUUAUCCCUUUUGUCAGUUUUGUGCUGUAACUGCUGUUGUGUUGUUUUGGACGUUAGAAGCUUUUUGCCACUUACACUGAAUCACAAAGUACCAUAUUCGAUGACAAUAUUUGUGCCUUAUUGAUGUACUGGUUUGGAAAAUGACUGAUUCCAUGGAAGAUGUCGAUAAUCUGUUUGGCGACACGAAAAUCCAUCCGGAGAUCGUGCGGGCCGUCGCGGAAUUCGGAUUUCAUUCUCUGACUCCCGUUCAAGCGGCCACCAUCCCGCAGUUCCUCAACCACAAAGACGUGAUCGUCGAAGCCGUAACCGGGAGCGGGAAGACCCUGGCCUUCCUCAUCCCCUGCCUGGAGAUCCUGCUCCGCCGACCGGAGCCCUGGCGUCCCCACGACAUUGGCGCCCUCAUCCUCAGUCCCACUCGCGAACUAGCCCUGCAGAUCCACGCUGUCCUGGAGCGCCUGCUGAAACACACCACCCUCCGGGGAAUCGCCUGGAUCGGCGGUCGUCCCACCGCCAAGGACGUGGCCGACUGGGACGCCCAGGGGGGCAACGUCGUGGUGGCCACCCCCGGGCGCAUGGUGGACAUGCUGGAGGGCGGUGUGGGGCGGGGGCGGUGGGAGGUGCGGCAGGCGGUGAAGAGUGUGGAGGUGGUGGUGCUGGAUGAGGCUGAUCGCCUGCUGGAGAUGGGGUUUGAAGUCGCCGUGGGGGAGAUCUUGGGGCGGCUGCCCAAACAGCGCCGGACCGGGAUGUUCAGUGCGACGCAGACCACGCAGCUGAAACAGCUCAUUCGGGCAGGAAUGCGGAAUCCGGUGGCGAUCAAAGUGGAAGAGAAGCUGAAUCUCCGCACGCCAACUGGCCUGACUUCCUUCUACACGAUCCAGUCGCCGCAGACCAAACUCGACCACCUCCUGGCGUUUCUCCGCGCUCAUCGCCGCCAGAAACACCUGCUGUUCUUCGCCACCUGUGACUGCGUUAAUUACUUUACGCUGUAUCUGCAACAUGUCUUCCACAAGAAAAAGGCUAACGUCACCGCUUUUCCCAUCAUGUCUCUUCACCGGAAACUCAAACACAAACGUCAAGCGAUUUUUCAGGAAUUUUCCAAUGUUUCCGCCGGUAUUCUCGUCUGUACGGACGUAGUGGCGCGCGGCAUCGACUGGCCGGACAUCGACUGGGUCAUCCAGUUCGAUGUGCCGAAAUCGGCGGCCGUCUACGUGCACCGCUGCGGACGAACGGCGCGCAUGGGCGGACGCGAAGGCCAGUCGCUCCUCUAUCUCCUGCCCAAUGAAGAGCCGUACGUGGAGUUUGUCCAGAGGAAUCAGCGGGUGUCGCUUCUACCCUUACCAGAAUCUGUCUCCCCAUCCAGUGCUGACACUUCUCCGGUCAAGUCCAGCGAUAAACUGAAACGCCUGACCGCCACCGACCGUGACAUGCACGACAAAUCCAUCCGCGCCUUCGUCUCCUACAUCCGGGCGUACGGCCAGCACGAAUGCUCGGUGAUCUGCCGGGUGAAAGAACUGGAUCUCUGCGGUCUGGCCGACGCCUUCGGAUUACUGCGGCUGCCGCGCAUGCCGGAAUUACGCGAGGUGGACACCGGGCAGUUUACGGAGAGCGCGGUGGACAUCGAGAAGAUCCCGUAUAAAGAUAAACACCGCGAAAAACAGCGGCAGGAGAAGAAGGAACGGGGAGAUGGUGGCCGGGAGGGAAAAAUGCGGAAGAUGAAAACCGAAGCGUUCUCCUUGGCUAAGGCGAAGAAAUUGGCGUCUAAAGAGAGGAAAUUGGUCAAGAAAAUUCAGCGCAAAAAGAAGGGCGCGGGGGAUGAUGCGGAUGAUGGGGAUCUGGAGGAGUUGGCCAGGGAUUUGAGGCUGAUUAAGAAAGAACGUCUGAAAAAGAUAUCGCGGGAUGCGUUUAACAAGCAGUUUGCCGCGGACAGUGAUAGCGACGACUCCGAUGAAACAUCCGAGUGAUGCAGUAAAAUCAGUGUUCACCGUAUCGGAAUGAUACCAGCAAUACUAUGGGUGGUCAAAAUCUUCUGUGUAAUCGAUGCGUGUCGGGUAAAGGCCAGAACAAGUAAAAACAACCCGAUGAAUCAGCCAAAAACUGUCAACAAAUGAUAAGACGAGUAUGUUUACGUGCCAGGAAGGAAACUGACCACCGAAGUGGAAACAAAACAGUUACGUUUAAAGCCAAAUGCGGCGCCACGCGAGCUAGCCUGCAUCAUGCGCCGGCAUAAGCAAGACUUCGCUGCGCCAGCCAUAAUGCAGGUGUUCUUUAUCUGCGAGGAGUUCAAAAAUUAAUUACACGUGUAUAAACUAAACUAGUGACAGUAACUGUUGUGAUUUCUGCAAUGGCCCCACCAUCUAAACGACAAGAAUUUCUUAAUCUAUGCGACAAAAGGAUUAUCAGUUUAAAAAUCGAAGAUUUAAUCACUG
Messenger RNA from Paramacrobiotus metropolitanus, 2449 nucleotides. Its product is annotated as ATP-dependent RNA helicase DDX55-like. The coding region runs from base 164 to 1984 and encodes 606 amino acids. NCBI's taxonomy places the organism in Eukaryota, Metazoa, Tardigrada, Eutardigrada, Parachela, Macrobiotidae. Gene Ontology annotation, molecular function: RNA helicase activity; ATP binding; nucleic acid binding. Gene Ontology annotation, cellular component: nucleolus. The transcript is spliced from 6 exons. The record is from RefSeq and is a predicted model, not a curated record.